Messenger RNA from Malania oleifera, 723 nucleotides. RefSeq lists its product as uncharacterized. NCBI's taxonomy places the organism in Eukaryota, Viridiplantae, Streptophyta, Magnoliopsida, Santalales, Ximeniaceae. The coding region runs from base 1 to 723 and encodes 240 amino acids. The transcript has a single exon. The record is from RefSeq and is a predicted model, not a curated record.
AUGGGAACUACCCCGCAGCAAGUUACUUCCCUGACAGAGUUCUUGGUGGUUGAUCGGCCUUUAGUAUACAAUAUCAUAUUAGGUCAACCUUUGCUUAAUGUAGUUCAGGUUGUAACAUCAACGUACCACCUCAAGAUGAAAUUCCCUACUCAACACGAGAAAGGGAUGGUCAAGGGAGAUCAAGCAGCAGCUCAGAACUACUACGUAAUGGCCCUAAAAGGAAAGAUGAAGGCAAAAGAAACCCUUAUUGUGGAAGACCUAGAUGUAAGGGGGGAAUACCCCCAAAUCAGCACAGUGGAUGAAGACAUCACGUGCAUACCUCUAAAUGGCCACCAAGAGAGGUGCGUACAGAUCAGGAGUUGCCUACCUAACACCUUGAGAGCCAAGCUAAGUGAAUUGCUGAAUGAAUUCAUAAAUGUGUUCGCCUGGUCGACCGAAGACAUGCCAGACAUUGAUCCUGCCAUCAUAGAGCACAGGUUGCAAGUUAACCCCAACCACCGAUAUGUGAAACAGAAGAAAAGGAGUUUUUCCAUGGAGCGAAUCAAGGUAAUUGAUGAGGAGGUAACAAAGUUGGUGCAAGCCAACUUCGUCAGGGAGGUAAACUACCCGGAAUGGCUAAGCAACGUGGUUAUAGUGAAAAAGCCGAACGAAAAAUGGCUCACCUGCAUAGACUUCACAGACCUAAAUAAGGCAUGUCCGAAGGACAGCUUCCCUCUCCCUUGA